AUGGCUACUACCCUAGUUGGCCAAUCUGCCCUUGGGUCACAAUUUGAUGAGAAGAAUGUGCACAAUCAUGUCACUAAGGAUACAAACGACGUUACGUUGAACGGCGUGUCACAUAAUGGAUUUACAGCACCAGAAAUUAAUUCAUUUGGCCACUCUUUUAGGGCUUAUGAUGCUGAAAGUGAAAGACAAAAAGGUGUAGAAGAAUUCUAUAGAUUGCAGCACAUAAACCAAACAUAUGACUUUGUGAAGAAAAUGAGGGAGAACUAUGAAAAAUUGAAUAGAGCAGAAAUGAGCAUAUGGGAAUGUUGUGAGCUGCUAAAUCAAGUAGUGGACGAUAGUGAUCCUGAUUUGGAUGAACCUCAAAUUCAACAUUUGUUGCAAUCUGCUGAAGCCAUUAGAAAAGACUAUCCUAAUGAAGAUUGGUUGCAUUUGACCGCACUCAUUCAUGAUCUUGGAAAGAUUCUUCUUCUUCCUCAAUUCGGAGAGCUUCCUCAAUGGGCGGUUGUUGGAGAUACAUUUCCUGUUGGUUGUGCUUUUGACGAAGCAAACAUUCACCACAAGUUUUUUAAGGAGAACCCAGAUAUAAAAAACCCUGCUUAUAACACUAAAGAUGGAAUCUACACCAAUGGAUGUGGACUUGAAAAUGUAAUGAUGUCAUGGGGACAUGAUGACUAUAUGUAUUUGGUUGCUAAGGAAAAUGGUUGCACUCUACUUUCAGCAGGAUUAUUCAUCAUUAGAUAUCAUUCUUUCUAUCCUUUACAUAAGGAAGGUGCAUACUCUCAUCUCAUGAAUGAUGAAGAUCGUGAGAACCUAAAAUGGCUCCAUAUUUUUAACAAAUAUGAUCUGUAUAGCAAGAGUAAAGUGUUAGUUGACGUUGAAAAAGUUAAGCCAUACUAUCAAUCCCUCAUUGAGAAGUAUUUUCCGGCAAAGCUUAAAUGGUGA
Arachis stenosperma is the source of this 942-nucleotide messenger RNA. RefSeq names its product inositol oxygenase 2-like. Gene Ontology annotation, biological process: inositol catabolic process. Gene Ontology annotation, cellular component: cytoplasm. Gene Ontology annotation, molecular function: inositol oxygenase activity; iron ion binding. The transcript is spliced from 11 exons. Lineage: Eukaryota; Viridiplantae; Streptophyta; Magnoliopsida; Fabales; Fabaceae. The coding region runs from base 1 to 942 and encodes 313 amino acids. The record is from RefSeq and is a predicted model, not a curated record.